This is a messenger RNA of Ipomoea triloba (trilobed morning glory), 1145 nucleotides long. RefSeq names its product peroxidase 11-like. The coding region runs from base 1 to 1059 and encodes 352 amino acids. NCBI's taxonomy places the organism in Eukaryota, Viridiplantae, Streptophyta, Magnoliopsida, Solanales, Convolvulaceae. Gene Ontology annotation, molecular function: peroxidase activity; heme binding. The transcript is spliced from 4 exons. The record is from RefSeq and is a predicted model, not a curated record. Gene Ontology annotation, biological process: hydrogen peroxide catabolic process; response to oxidative stress.
AUGGCUUGUUUGUGGUGUACAUCUUCAUGGUUUGGAUCAAAAAAUAGCAAGAUUUUGCAGGUGCAUAUGGUUUUGUUUGUUAGUGUGGUUUGUGGUGGAUUAUUAUUGGAGGCGGCGAGUAAUGACCCAAAUUUAACGUUGGAUUACUACAAGUCGACGUGCCCAUCGGUGCUGGGGAUAGUGAGGAAAGAAAUGGAGUGUGCUGUGCUCUCUGAUCCUCGAAAUGCAGCCUUCAUUUUAAGGUUGCAUUUUCAUGACUGCUUUGUUCAGGGUUGCGAUGGGUCGAUUUUGUUGGACGAUACAGUCACAUUGAAGGGAGAAAAGAGCGCUCCUCAGAACAGACAUUCAUUGAAUGGGUUCAAAAUCAUUGAUAGAAUCAAGAACUGGCUUGAAUCUGAAUGUCCCGGAAUUGUUUCUUGUGCCGAUAUUCUCACUAUUGCUGCUAGGGAUGCAGUUCUUCUGGUUGGUGGACCAUAUUGGGAUGUUCCAUUGGGAAGAAAAGACUCAAAAAGUGCAGGAUAUGAAGUUGUUGAAACAAACAUGCCCACUGCAGAUGAAAGCCUUCUCUCCAUUAUUUCUAAGUUUCUUUAUCAAGGCCUUUCUGUCACUGACAUGGUUGCUCUCUCUGGUGCCCACACAAUUGGGAAGGCAAGAUGUGUGAAUUUCAGAAGAAGAAUAUACGGAGAUUUCCCAAUAACAACAUCACCACUAAACCCAAUCUCUCAAGUAUACCUAAACAACCUAAAAUCCAUAUGCCCUCCAAUUGAAGGAGAAAAUUACAAUGAAACCGCCAUGGAUUAUCUCACUCCACACCUCUUUGACAACUCCUACUACCACACACUCCUUAGAGGGGAAGGGCUUCUCAACUCCGACCAAAACCUCUACUCAAGCCUUCUCGCCAUUGAAGAAACCAGAGAGCUCGUGGAGAAGUAUGCUGCAAAUCCCAUUGCAUUUUUCCAGCAAUUUGCAGAAUCCAUGGUGAAAAUGGGAAACAUCACUAACCCUGAAGCUCAUGAGAAUGGGGAAGUUAGGAAGACUUGUAGGUUCGUUAAUGCAUAAGCAUUACUGUUCUACAGUGGAAAUUCUAAGUUACACAGAAAAAAAUUAAAGCAUGCAUGUGGAAUGAAAGUUUAACACAUGCAUGA